This is a messenger RNA of Strongylus vulgaris, 249 nucleotides long. The record is from the annotation of a GenBank genome assembly. Lineage: Eukaryota; Metazoa; Nematoda; Chromadorea; Rhabditida; Strongylidae.
AUGUACGUUCGAGCACGAUAUAAUCUUGGAAUAAGUUGUAUGCAUCUGAAUAGCUAUCGAGAAGCAGUAGAACACUUUGUCUCAGCCUUAGAACUUCAGAAAGGUGGAUCGGACAGCUCAUCCAUUUGGCCAACGCUGAGGUCCGCCACAAUACGUAUGCCAGAUGCUCCAAAUGAAAUACUGCCAGCACUGGAUCAUCGAGAUUUGAACGAGUUCAAGGCAGCAAUGUCCAAAAUGCGACCUUUAUAA